UUUGUUUAUAUGGGGUGUUAGAGUAAUGGGUUCUCAUUAGAUAUUAAUUGUUGUAUUUCUACUUUUUGUUACAGCUAAUAGUUUGAGAUUAUAAGCUGAAGUGUGCUUGUAAUAUGAUUUUUGGCUGUGGAUCCGUUGGCUGUUUACCAUUCCAAGAGUGUCAUCGUUUAAAUCGAAACAAGAGAAUGAUAUUGGUUACCUUGAUGGUGUAGUGCCCGACGAGAUUAUGAUAUUAGGUCCAUUAGAGAGUUGAAUUCAUACAUUUCAUUUACUAUUCAUGCCGCUGCUGUUUCAUCUCAUCAUGGGAUUAUGUGUGAGGGGCAAUUUUAUGCCUGUGAUUUGCUUUUGCUGUUUUUCGUGCCCUUUUUGUUUCAAUUUUAUGUGUCAACUAGGGGAAGAGUUGUUAAUUGUGCUGUUGCCUUGGUUUUUGUUGUUAUUUGUUUGGAAAAUAGAGUUGCACUCCAUUCAUUUGGAAAGUAUAUUCAGGUGCACCACCUUUGAGUUAUCUACCUGUGACUAUUUCGAUGCUGGGAGGGGCAUCUGCUUUGGGUUCUUAAUGCUUAUGCAAUUGGCUAAUAUUUUGAGAUUAGACGUUGAAGUGUGCUUGUAAUGAGAAGCUGAAGAAAGACUAUUGCAUUUGAUUCAAGGGCGACGAUGGAUUGAAGCGCGCGGAUCAUUUAGUUGAUAAGAAAACCAAAUGUUUGGGUUUUCGUAUGGUGAGGUCUUCCUUUUAAUUGGAGCUACUGCUGCCCUAAUCGGUCCCAAAGAUCUGCCAAGAAUAGCUAGAACAGCAGGUAGAUUGACAGGUAGAGCGGUUGCCUAUGUUCAAAUGGGUCGUGGGCAGCUUGAUAAUAUCUUGCAGCAGUCUCAAGCCAGACAGGUGCAUAAAGAGCUUCAAGAUACACUGGCACAACUAGAAGCAAUUCGUCAUGAAGUUCGGAGCUUAUCAAUGUUAAAUCCUGGUCCUUUGACUCGAAGGUUGGAUAAUAUGAAUCCUAAAUCUCCCAUUACUGGCAAUGAUGUAGCACAGAAGCUCACAGAAGAGAAUGCGCCGACAAGCACCAUUAUAGAGGAAUGUAAUUCAACAACCCUAAGUGCAGCUAAUUUAAACAUUGUCGCAAAGGGAUCAAGUUCAAAAACCUCAACUGCGACUAAUUUGCAAAGCCAAGCAGCAGCUUAUUCAAGAUUAGCUGAAUCUAAGAUGAAGGGAAGUGGAGAUGCAGAGAAGCUUAAAGAGGAAAUUGGUCUUUUAGCUGUUCUUCCUGUGUCUGCGGAAGGCACUGGGUUACUACCUAAUACAAAAGGCGAUGCAAAUGGAUCAGAUAUUAUGCUGGAAGCGAUUCUAGAAGCGGAGGUGGCAGAGAAUGCCAAAAAAUUCUUUGAACAACAAGUAAAUCAAAUUCCAAGUUAAUGAAAGAAGGGGGAAAAAACUUGAACUCUUACCAAGAUAUAACUGUGAAGUUGCAAAGUAAAAAGCAGGAUCAGUUUGCGCAUCUGGUUGAUUGAAUGUACCAAGUUUCAGUUUGAGUUCUUCUUUAUUAUCCAUAAUACUGCACCAGAUUAUUUUAUAUCUACGACUUGCAUAUGAAAGCGUCCAUUAGCUGAUCUUAAGGUUCAAUUUUAACUGGUGACUUCGCUUACAUGUCCAAGUCAAAUCCAUGAGCACUGUAAGCAUUUUUCUGCUCUGUGCUUGCUUUGGGUUGACAAUUUAUUGAAACACACCAAAAUAAGGUGUAUCACAGCUUCUUCCUUUCAUAAUGUUAUCUAGCCUAUUAAUCUUA
Messenger RNA from Papaver somniferum (opium poppy), 1781 nucleotides. Its product is annotated as sec-independent protein translocase protein TatB-like. The record is from RefSeq and is a predicted model, not a curated record. The transcript has 10 exons. The coding region runs from base 698 to 1411 and encodes 237 amino acids. NCBI's taxonomy places the organism in Eukaryota, Viridiplantae, Streptophyta, Magnoliopsida, Ranunculales, Papaveraceae.